Molecule: messenger RNA, 2815 nt
Organism: Helianthus annuus (common sunflower)
Lineage: Eukaryota; Viridiplantae; Streptophyta; Magnoliopsida; Asterales; Asteraceae
Product: probable cadmium/zinc-transporting ATPase HMA1, chloroplastic
Exons: 13
Coding region: 2-2599 (865 amino acids)
Biological process (GO): monoatomic cation transport
Cellular component (GO): membrane
Molecular function (GO): ATP hydrolysis activity; ATP binding; ATPase-coupled monoatomic cation transmembrane transporter activity
Source: RefSeq, a predicted model, not a curated record
CAUGUGGUUGAUAUGUAGCAAUAGAAGGCGUGUGGUCAUUGACAGAAACAAAGCCGUGGGGCAUGCUGCUAUGCUAUGCUAUGGAAGAAGAAGCUUUAUAACUGGAUCUUCAACAACCCCAUCAUCAAUGGCAGCAGCGUCAACAAUGACUACUCUUCGUCUUCCCACUUCUCUCACUCUCCCCCCCACCAGAAGACGAAGGCUCCGAGUCAACUCACUCCCCCCCUUUCUUCUCAAAUCCCUAAUUUUCCCCCCUAAUUCGCUCCCAAAACCCUUACCUACCCGCAUUUUUCCCAUCACCUGCCAUUCCAAAACCACCAACCACCAUCAUAAUCACCACCAUAAUCAUGAUCAUGAGAUUCACAGUCACGAUCAUGGUCAUGGUCACAAUCAUCAUCAUCACCAUCAUCAUCAUCAUCACGGUGGUGGUGAAUACAAGCUUACGAAAACACAACUGGCGUUUGCUGAUUUCGCUAAGGCUGUUAAGUGGAGUGAGCUUGCUGACUUCUUAAGGGAGCAUUUAGAGCUGUGUUGUUUCUCCACUGCCUUGUUUUUAGCUGCUGCUGCUUGCCCUUACUUGCUCCCCAAGGCUUCUGUGAAGGCUGUUCAGCAUGUUUUAGCUCUUGUGGCUUUUCCUCUUGUUGGGGUGUCAGCAUCAUAUGAUGCACUGUUAGAUAUUGCUGGUGGGAAAGUUAAUAUUCAUGUAUUAAUGGCUCUUGCUGCAUUUGCAUCUGCAUUUAUGGGGAAUGCACUAGAAGGAGGCUUGCUUCUAGCAAUGUUCAAUUUGGCUCACAUCGCUGAAGAGUAUUUCACUAGUCGGUCAAAAGUUGAUGUCAAGGAGUUGAAAGAGAACUAUCCAGAGUUCGCCCUCGUACUUGAAGUUAACAACCAAAAGUUACUAAACUUUUCCGAUUUGAAAUACCACGAGGUCCCGGUUAAUGAGUUAGAAGUUGGAUCAUUUAUCUUGGUCAAAGCUGGAGAGUCGGUUCCUGUAGAUUGCGAAGUUUUCAAAGGUAGGUCAACAAUCACAAUUGAGCAUUUGACCGGUGAAGUGAAACCAGUAGAACGCGAUGUCGGUGACAGAAUUCCUGGCGGCGCAAGAAAUAUAGACGGUAUGAUGAUUCUCAAGGCAAAGAAGACGUGGAAAGAAUCUAUGCUGAAUAAGAUAGUGCAGCUGACAGAAGAAGCUCAACAAAGGAAACCGAAGCUUCAAAGGUGGUUGGAUCAGUUUGGUGAGAAUUACAGCAAGGCAGUUAUCAUUCUAUCAGUUGCGGUUGCCCUCAUUGGCCCCGUUAUUUUCAAGUGGCCGUUCUUCAGUACUCCAGCUUGCAGGGGUUCAUUUUACCGAGCAUUAGGGCUCAUGGUUGCAGCAUCACCGUGCGCUUUGGCUGUGGCUCCGUUGGCUUACGCUACUGCAAUCAGUGCGUGUGCCAAAAAGGGAAUAUUGCUAAAGGGUGGACAUGUUUUUGACUCUCUAGCUUCCUGUCACACCGUUGCAUUUGAUAAGACUGGGACAUUGACGACAGGGGAGUUUAUGUGCAAAGCGAUUGAGCCCAUACACGGACAUGAAGCUACCGCUUCUUGUUGCGUUCCGACGUGUGAGAAAGAAGCCCUUGCUGUUGCUGCUGCUAUGGAAAAAGGCACCACCCACCCGAUCGGAAGAGCGGUUAUAAAUCAUAGUCAAGAAAACGAGCUUCCUGCUGUUUAUGUUGAAAGCUUUGAGAAUCUCCCUGGUAGAGGUCUUUUUGCUACAUUAUCUAGCAAUCAGCCAGGCUUUGGAGGGCGCCAAGAGUUAAAGGCAUCACUCGGUUCCGUUGAAUACAUCACGUCACAAUUCAACUCUACAUAUGAAUCACAACAGAUUAAGGAUGCAGUAAUCAAGUCUUCAUAUGGAACUGACUUGGUCCGUGCUGCACUCUCCGUCAACAACAAAAAGGUAACUCUGUUUCACUUUGAGGAUAAACCUCGAAUUGGGACAAAAGAUGUCAUCUUGGAAUUGAAACAACAAGCAAAGCUUCAUGUAAUGAUGUUAACCGGUGACCAUGAGCUUAGUGCACGAAGGGUUGCUAAUGCAGUCGGCAUUGAUGAAAUUCAUUGCAGCUUAAAGCCCGAGGAUAAACUCAAUCAUGUCACUAACAUCCCUAGAGAUACAGGAAGAGGUCUGGUGAUGGUUGGUGAUGGUAUUAAUGAUGCACCGGCACUUGCUGCUGCUACCGUUGGUGUUGUGCUGGCACAACGUGCUAGUGCAACUGCUAUAGCCGUUGCAGAUAUAUUACUACUUCAAGAUAAUAUUUCUGGUGUUCCAUUUUGUAUCGCAAAGUCUCGCCAAACCACCACCCUGGUGAAAUUGAAUGUUGCACUUGCCUUAUGUAGCAUUAUGCUGGCCUCCCUUACUUCAGUUAUGGGAUUUCUCCCUUUGUGGCUUACGGUUCUUCUACAUGAAGGAGGGACGCUGCUUGUGUGUCUAAAUUCUAUACGCGCUCUUGAAGAACCGACAUGGUCAUGGAGGGCAGAUGUUCUACAAAUAUUCAACAAAUUCAAGUCUCUGCUCACUUCCGUCACGAAAAACACCCCGACAAUCCAGGCUGCACCCUCUUAAGACUGCAACCACAUUAGUUUUAGUUACACUUUGACCAGAAGAUCUCGUGUGGGUUGGGUUUUCAACUUCUCAACUAACAUUUUUUUAAAAGGUAAUUGUAUUUGAUAUAUAGUUUAAGAUGUAAUGAUUGGAGUACGUGGAUAAGUUUGAAUUGAGAUCCGUGGGACAACGUUGAACGAAAACGACCAAUACAUUAAAUAUUAAUAUUGUUGAUUA